CAAUAUCAAUUCGUCACCGAGCUGAUUUAUUUUUCUCACGGGGGCGAGGACGCCGCGGUCUGUAGGGCUCCCGGGUCGAAGCGUCGAAGCUGAGCAGUCACUUCUCGUCAGAGUCAGAGCGCGGUGCGGUGCAGUCGAAUAUGGGUCUGUUGUUUCUUUGACACUGGUUUGGCAGUCUUUCUCCUCACCUCACCACUUAUUUGCGGUCGCCAUCGUUGACCGUUGACCGGCUCGGGACGGGCUCAGUGCACACAGACUCCCGCCCGUUUGGCUGGUCGGUGGAGGCAGGUUAAAGAUGACGACCAAACCAUCUCAUGUUUCGAACGGAGCGGCCACUGCCAUGGACGAACGAGGGCAGAUGACGCUCCUGUUGCUGCCCGACGUGCCGCUGCUGCGGGUGCUCUCCCUCCUGUCCAUCAAGGACCUGGGCUCCGCCGGGCUGGCGGCCGCGCGGCUGGGCGCGCUGACCAGGGCCCACAGUCAGCUUUGGCGAGGGGAGGACCUGUUCGAGAGCGUCGAGGAUGUCCUGGCACUGCUGCCGGUCGCGCCACCGGUCGACGCCUUGGAGUUCUCGGAAGUGUGGUGGACGUUGUGUGACGUCAGCCGUGUACUCAUCGAAGGCGUCGGCGGACUCAAACUGAAGGUGGAGGUUGGUCGCGGUUGGGGAGACAAUCGCAUCGAAUUGUGGACAAGAAGCCUUAUCGUCGACCUUGUGCGGCAGCUGAGACACCUCCAGGUGGUAGACAUUCAGCUGGGAUGGCUCUUUGGCAUCCUUCAGGACGCCACCUGCCUGGAGACCCUUAGUGUCCAGGACUGGUGGAUAGGGAGCCAGUUCAUCGCGGCGUACAUCGACAGCGUGUGCUGGCCCCAGUCCGUAGUGCUGCCCAGGCUGCACUCUCUGUGCGUGAUGGAGGUCGACCGGCUCAACCGAGACUACAAGCUGGACGUGCAAUACAGCCUCUGGGCGUUUGACUCGCUACUGCGAGCACACGGCGGGCAGAUACGCUGCCUCGCGCUGCUGGGCUCCAGAGAGCUCGUGUCCCUCGUGGACUCCUGCACCAGCAACGUCGUCCGCAUGGACCUGGUGGCCGACCUCGACAUGAUCUCCAAGCUGCGGCGGAUCUGGGGCCUGAAGGAGCUGGCGAUCGAAACCGGCGCGCCCGCCCCGUACGCUCGACAAGGGACGAAUGAGGAGGUGGAGAACGUGCUGAGGUCGCUGCCGGGCCCGCUCCGGCGCCUGGAGCUCGCGGGCUGGCGCGACAAGACGCUGGAGGCCCUGGCGGCUGGCAAGCUGACCGACGUCCAGGACCUCGUGCUGCUGAGCAGCGUGCACGCGGGUCACCUGUCGUGCCUCGGGUCGUGUCUGGCGCGCCUGCCGCGGCUGCGCUCGCUCGCCGUCUUCGACAAGCUGCCCGCAGUCGAGGUGCUCCGCGGCCUGACCCCCGCCACCAUCCCCACCCUCGAGCUCCUCGUCGUCGCCGAGUACCAGCCGAAGCGUGACUCCGACGAGGGUCGGUCCGGAGCAGCGACCUGGGGCUCCGAGGAGGUGACGCAGCUGGUCGCGGUGCUGCAGGACCUGGUGCGCCGUGCCCCUACCAGCCUGCACGUGGUGCUCCGACUGGAGCUGUGCGACUGCGAGGGCGAGGAACCUGGAUCGGAGGCGCUCAGAGGCCGCCUGUUUUUCAGGCACCCCGAGGGCGAGACAGACUGCCCGCUGUGCGCCGAUGCUGCCGAGGCCGCCGGCCUUCGCACUUUCUACUCCACGAGAUUUCCUCUGACUUACGUUGAACGCGUUCAGGUGCUUUAGUCGCGUGUCCAACUGUCCAUCAAUUUUCAGAUCGUUCCUCGUAGACCUGAAGAAUGGUUGGGGGGAUAAGAGUCUCGUUAUCGUAAACUAUUUUUUUUCCCGACUAUUAUUGCGUGUAGUUUUUAUUUUAAGAUCAAUAAAGGUUUUUCUUUCAACCGUU
Molecule: messenger RNA, 1967 nt
Organism: Frankliniella occidentalis (western flower thrips)
Lineage: Eukaryota; Metazoa; Arthropoda; Insecta; Thysanoptera; Thripidae
Exons: 8
Coding region: 296-1807 (503 amino acids)
Molecular function (GO): protein binding
Source: RefSeq, a predicted model, not a curated record